AUGGCCAGUGGCUACGCAUGUCAACGUUGUUCCAAAUUACCUCCUCCACCUCCAAUGUUUACUAUCGGUCCUCCACCAAAUAUAUUAUCAAUUGAAGUUCGGUGUUCAUCACAUUUAUUAUCACCCUCAUUAAUUGAAAAUAAGAAAAGCACUUCAUCAUCGUCUAUAUCGAUCGCUUUGGGAAUCAUAAUAGCUUUUCUUAUCACGUUUAGUACUAUUGUUCUAAUCAAAAAACGACUUAUCAAACGACGACGACAACAUCAGCAUAAAAUAAAAUUUGAUAAUGCAAUGAAGGUCACUUCUUCAUCCGUCAAAUUUAAUAGACAUCAUCAAUAUAAUAAUAGUGAUAGCCACCACCAACACCUUCAUCAUCAUCAUCUUCAUCCAAAUCGAACAAAAUUCAUUCCACUAUUAAGUGAUAGCUGCAGUAGUGAUCAAACAUCUAGUACACCACCUAAUGAAUAUCGAUUUAUAAACGGUGUUAUUGAACCUCUUUUAACGUGUGAUGCUCCUCAUGAAUAUGAACAAAUCAAAUGUGAUGAUUCGCUAUCUGAAUCAUUACAUUACUAUUGUCUUAUCUAUUGUCGUCAAUGUUCAAAUUAUCAUCCAACAUCAUCAUCUUCAUCAAGUUCAUCAUCAUUAUGUCCUCGAUCGAAUCUAACUCGACCGUAUUAUUUACCUUUAUCUACAAAUCCAACGUGUCAACAUCAAUGUUCAUGUUAUCAUCGAACAUAUUAUCAACGAAAUGAUAAUCGGUUUUUUGAACAUCAACCAAUGUUAAUGACAAAAGCCGAUAAUAAUAGUGAAGAUUCAAAUAAUCACAUGAAAUUUAUUGAAGAAACAUCACCGAUUUAA
Rotaria socialis is the source of this 855-nucleotide messenger RNA. Lineage: Eukaryota; Metazoa; Rotifera; Eurotatoria; Philodinida; Philodinidae. The record is from the annotation of a GenBank genome assembly.